AUGGUAGCCAAUUCAGACGCCGCGCCGGGCGGCAGCAGCGGCCACUGGAGCAGCGGCCACAGCAACGGCAUUCGCGCGCACGCCGCCUCCCCCUCCCCCUCCCGCACGCCCCUGGACGCCCUCGCGCCGGGCGACCCCGCCAGCGUGCCCAACAGCGGCCACCACAAUGACAGCAGCGGGCGCUACGGAGACCGCGGCGGAGCUCCCGCGGGCGGGGGCGGGGGCGGGGGGCACGCGCGGGGAGGCGGAGGGGGGUGGUCGUCGGACAUGGACAACGAGGGCGAGGCAGGAGGGAUGGCGAUGGCGUACGACAUGACCAUGCCCGACGACAAGCACGGGCUCACAUCGGGGCUCGCCUCGCCUCUCAUCCACAGCACGCGCUACGACGAUGAUCUCGAGAAGGGGGGGGUCGUCGGGGGCGCGAGUAUCAUGGCGGGGGGCGCGGGGGGGAGAGUGGGCGGAGCGGAGCCGGCGCAGGCGGCGGCAGGGGCGGGGCGCGGGGCGGCGGAGUUUGGGCGGCGGACAAACACGACCAAGGACGUGCGUGAGCACGUGAAGUCGGUGAUUCAGCAGAACGAGGGGCUCACGCAGCCCUUUGUGGUGCGCAACCUCACGCUCACGUACGCCCUCACCGUGGCCGUCGUCAUGCUGCUCUCCCUGGGCGGGCAGCUGGCGGUGCACUUCGCCAUCCAGAACAGCAAGAGCGACGCGUUAGUCGUCAACGUGGCGGGGCGGCAGCGCAUGCUGAGUCAGCUCAUCUCCAAGGACAGCCUCGAGAUCUACGUGCUGCGCACCGACAACCGCAGCGUGGCCUACUACGUGGGCGAGCUGAGCGAGCGCGCGGCGCUGUGGAACAAGUCGCACUACGGGCUGUGGCACGGCAGCCAGGAGCUCAACCUGCCCGGCACGGGUAACAGUGCCAUUGUGAAGAAGAUCGAGGAGCUGACGCCGGCGUUCCUGGCCAUGUUCUGGAGCGCACGGGGCAUCGUGGAUCUCAACCCUGACAACAUCACGUGCCCCUCCCCGUCCUGCGAGCAGCUGAAGAAGCAUGUGGACACGAUAAUGGAGAACGAGGCCUUCUUCUGGAAGACGCAGGAUGGCAUAGUGCUCAUGUACCAGGAGGAUGCAGACACGCACACCAACACCAUCCUCAUCCUCUCCUGGGUGCUCCACAUGCUCGUCAUCGUUACCCUCAUUCUCGAGGGUGUUUUCGUGUUCCGCCCUGUGCUGCGCCACAUGCAGUCGCUCAUCAAUGAGCGCUUCGCCCUCCUCCAGCGCAGCCUCGUGUCGGAGGCGGAGAACAGGGGGGUGUCGGUGCUCAUGAUGGGGUACAUCAGCCACGAGCUGCAGCACCCCCUCGCCUCACUCUCGCUGCACCUCCACCACGCCGCCGCCGCCAUCGCCCGCCUCGCCCUGCUGCACCCCAAGCCCCCCACCCCCUCCGCCGCCCUUUCCCCUGCCCUCCUCGCUCCUGACGGUGCCCUGGGCGGAAGCGGGUUCGACGGGGGAGGAACGGGGGUAGCGGAGGGGGGAGGGUGGGGGGGAGGAAGGGACAAGGAGGAGGAGGCGGGGGCGGGGGCGGCGGUGGCGGCGGCAGCGGAGGCGGUGGGGAAGGCGCGGGUGUGUGGCGAGCUGAUGAGCACGGUGGUGGGGGACGUGGCCAACCUGCGCAACAUCGAGCUCGGCCGCAUGAUGCUGGCCGUCGAGCUUGUUGACGUCCAAGACCUCGUGCAGCAGGUGAGGCUGUUGGGGGGUGCAGCAGGUGGGGGGUGCUCAGUGCUGAGUGUGGUGGCGCCGAGGGUGCCAGAGGGGGUGCAGCUGCGGGUAGACGUGGAUCCCAGCAUUGAGGCGCGCCAACUCGACAAGCACCGCCUGCAGCAGGUGCUGCUGAACCUGGUGGACAACGCCUUUCGCCGCACGAGUGAGGGUGUGGUGGUGGUGAGGGUGAAGGAGGGUGCAGCUGCCCACCUGCUGCGGGUGGAGGUGCAGGACUCGGGGGAGGGGCUGAGCGAGGAGGAGCGAGCGCGCAUGCUGGAGCCAGUCAUGGACUCCAGCGGCGUCACCGAGGGCGAGGGGGCUGGCCUCGCGCUCUACGUCGUCAAGCUGCUCGUGGACCUGCAGGGUGGCACGUUUGGCAUGGAGAGCGAGUCGGGCGGCGACAAUCUGCACUGGGUGGAGCUGCCAGCCGCCUCUGCUGGCCCUCUGCCACCAACUGGGGUGACCCACGACCGCCCUGCCAUCACGUAG
Closterium sp. Naga37s-1 is the source of this 2247-nucleotide messenger RNA. Lineage: Eukaryota; Viridiplantae; Streptophyta; Zygnematophyceae; Desmidiales; Closteriaceae. The record is from the annotation of a GenBank genome assembly.